UUAAUAAUGUGGCAGAAAUAGAAUAGAACGGCGUAGAAAGCGAUGCGAAUGGGGCUCAGAGAGAGAGAGAGAGCUUUCUCCCUUUCCUCUUAACAGAAACCAAAACUUAUUCGCCUCAGGCAGCUGUUGUGAGUCUGUAAGGUUAAGAGUGGGUCCCGCAAUCACAGUGAUCCCAAUCAAUCCGACGCCGUUUUUGUUCCAUUCUAUGUUUCUCGCUUAUCACUUGUACUCGAGCUAUGGCAGAAUCAUCCACCACCACGAUUGGUUUCAGAGAUAAUUUAUGGAAAGGCAUUUUCGCCAUCUCCGGAAUCAUGCUUACCCUCGUCACCUAUGGCGUCUUGCAGGAAAAGAUCAUGAGAAUACCAUAUGGGGCAGAAAAGGAGUAUUUCAAGUAUUCACUCUUUCUUGUUUUCUGCAACCGCAUCAUGACGUCUGCUGUUUCUGCUGGUUCUUUGCUGGCAAGUAAAAAAACAUUGGACCCAGUGGCUCCUAUUUAUAAGUAUUCGCUUGUGUCAGUAUCAAACAUACUAACCACAACUUGUCAAUACGAGGCCCUCAAAUAUGUUAGUUUUCCUGUUCAGACUCUUGCAAAGUGUGCGAAAAUGAUACCGGUUAUGGUCUGGGGUACACUUAUCAUGCAGAAAAGAUAUCAGGGACCUGACUAUUUGUUGGCUUUUUUAGUUACCCUUGGCUGCUCAGUAUUUAUCUUAUAUCCGGCAGGAACAGACAUAAGUCCAUACAGUAGAGGAAGGGAAAAUACAGUUUGGGGUGUUCUUCUAAUGGUUGGCUAUCUUGGAUUUGAUGGCUUUACAAGUACAUUCCAAGAUAAGAUGUUUAGAGGCUAUGACAUGGAGAUACAUAAUCAGAUAUUUUAUACAACAUUGUGCUCUUGUAUUCUUAGCCUCACAGGUCUUAUUUUACAAGGACAAAUGAUACUAGCAGUAGAGUUUGUAUAUCGGCAUCAUGACUGUCUCUUUGACAUAGCAUUACUUUCGACUGUUGCAACAAUUAGUCAAUUUUUUAUUUCCUACACAAUUCGCACUUUUGGUGCCCUGACAUUUGCUACCAUAAUGACCACAAGACAGUUGGUGAGCAUUAUGCUAUCAUGUGUGUGGUUUUCCCAUCCUCUUAGCUGGGAACAGUGGAUUGGAGCCGUCAUUGUCUUCGCCUCCCUUUAUGCAAAAAGUUUCUGGAAGAAAGCACCUCAGAGGACAACCUCAUCUGUAGCACUUGUUCAAAAGGAGAAUUCAAAUGAUUUGAAGGACAGCCCGUGACUGGCAUGGAGGAAAAGCAUACUGACAUUACAAUAGCAAUGUCUGAAGGGGAUAGCUUCAAUUCUAAGUUCAAAAGCUGCACAUUCAGUAUUUAAGAUCACGGAUAUAGUUUAUUAUACAGAGGUUUUUGACUUAAACUCAGACAGCACCAAAUGCAGCCAAGUUCCAGAUUUUGGUAUCAAUGUCAUUAACAGAUAGAGAACUUGAAAAGAAUGUUAACCCCACAUUUUUCCAUAGGAAAGAUCAAUUAUAGACCUUACUAAAGCCAAGAGAUGUUUAAUGAUUGAGAUAUGUAUAAUGCGUUGCUCAAGCAAAAGUUGUUUUUGUUCAGUUUUCCAGAAAUGUGUAGGAUAGAAAGAUGAAAGAUUUCUGGUAAUUUCCGGGGUCAAUUAUUUACUUAACAUAAUUUUUUGGCAAUUUUUUUCCUUUUCCGAAGACAAGAUGUUAAAUACCACAAGAAACACACACAUAACUGUAGGUUCCGAAUUCGAACCUGAGACAUGAUGUUCAAUCAAACAAUAUCGACAUUUGUCAAUUAAA
Cicer arietinum (chickpea) is the source of this 1814-nucleotide messenger RNA. RefSeq names its product UDP-galactose/UDP-glucose transporter 5. Lineage: Eukaryota; Viridiplantae; Streptophyta; Magnoliopsida; Fabales; Fabaceae. The record is from RefSeq and is a predicted model, not a curated record. Gene Ontology annotation, molecular function: 3'-phosphoadenosine 5'-phosphosulfate transmembrane transporter activity. Gene Ontology annotation, cellular component: Golgi membrane; endoplasmic reticulum membrane. Gene Ontology annotation, biological process: transmembrane transport; 3'-phosphoadenosine 5'-phosphosulfate transport.